AUUCUCACCGAUUGCUUAACUCCAACAAGCUAUCUCUAUCACACAAAAGUUAUUUUCUUCUAUACAUACUUCCCCUAUAUAUAAGUUGGUUAAUAAGUUCAAAAUUAUGCAACUGUAUACCUACCUUCUUCUUCUUCCUCCUCCCAUUACAUCAGCAUAUAUUCAAGAGCCUUGAAAAAUGAUGAUCGGAAUGAGCGAUAUAUACAAGGUUAUAGUCGCCAUGACACCCUUAUAUGUCGCAUUAGUUCUAGGCUAUGGUUCGGUGAAAUGGUGGAAGAUAUUUACUCGAGAACAAUGUGACGCGAUUAAUAAAUUCGUUUGUUACUUUACUCUACCACUCUUCACUUUCGAGUUCAGUUCUCAUGUCGAUCCAUUCGAAUGGAAUUACAAAUUCAUAGCAGCUGAUGGGAUAUCGAAAGUCAUUAUUGUCAUUGUUUUAGUUGCAUGGGCUAAGGGGAGUAGUAAUGGAUGUUAUACUUGGUUAAUAACAAGCUUUUCAUUAUCAACUUUAACUAAUUCUUUGGUUGUAGGAGUACCUAUGUUAAGAGCCAUGUAUGGUGACCGUGGAGUUAAUCUUGUUGUUCAAAGUUCUGUCUUUCAAGGGAUUGUUUGGUUAUCGAUCCUUUUGUUCGUUUUAGAGCUCCGUAAGGCGAAUGAUUCUUCAUGUGUAGACGUCGAGUCUCAUAUGGUUGAAGAUUUAGAAGGAAAUGACAAAAUGGUUUCAGUCACUACAAUAUCUAGACCUUCAUUUUGGUCCAUGAUGAAGAUUGUUUGGGUUAAGCUUAUUGUUAAUCCUAAUGUUUAUGCUAGUGUCACUGGCAUCAUUUGGGCUUUUAUCUCAAAUAGAUGGCAUGUCGAGAUGCCGGAAAUCAUCGAUGGAUCGGUAUUGAUUAUGUCGAAAGCAGGAAUCGGCUCAGCUAUGUUCAGUAUGGGUCUUUUUACUGCACAGCAAGAAAAACUUCUGGCAUGUGGAACGAGCUUAACGUUAUUCGGUGUGGUUUUAAAGUUUAUUGCAGGACCAGCUGCUAUGGCGAUAGGAUGCAUAGCGGUUGGCCUGCAUGGUGAUGUUUUGCGUGUAGCAAUUAUACAAGCAGCAUUACCACAAUCCAUCACAUCGUUCAUCUAUGCGAAAGAGUAUGGAUUGCAUGCUGACGUGCUUAGCACUGCGGUGAUAUUUGGAAUGAUCGUUUCCCUGCCAGUCUUAAUCGUCUACUUUAUAGCUCUCGGUUUUCUGCACUGACAAAUUUUCUUUUCUCUUGUUACUGGAGGUUUUAACAUUUCCAAUAUUGGUGUUGAGAUGUAAUUUAUAUGUCAUAUUAAUAAUCAUACAUCAAAUGUAACGUGGGCAGUAAAACACCCAGUGUUUGUGAUUAUUCACAUUAAUUUAAAGUUUAAAUUAGCAUUUA
Papaver somniferum (opium poppy) is the source of this 1406-nucleotide messenger RNA. Its product is annotated as auxin efflux carrier component 5-like. The transcript has 5 exons. NCBI's taxonomy places the organism in Eukaryota, Viridiplantae, Streptophyta, Magnoliopsida, Ranunculales, Papaveraceae. Gene Ontology annotation, molecular function: auxin efflux transmembrane transporter activity. The record is from RefSeq and is a predicted model, not a curated record. Bases 179 to 1240 code for a protein of 353 amino acids. Gene Ontology annotation, biological process: auxin polar transport; auxin export across the plasma membrane. Gene Ontology annotation, cellular component: endoplasmic reticulum; plasma membrane.